UUUCCUUAUAGUCUUCCGACAGGAAAAUCGGCGUUACGGUCAGUGAGAGUCUUCAGUUCCUGUCGGGGUCAGCCUCGCUUGAGGCGGAGAAGCUUCUUCGUGGGCAGGGGCCGCGAGGCCGGAGGGCGGCGCCCUCGCUUGCGCCAUGGCCCGAAAUGCGGAAAAAGCCAUGACGGCCUUAGCAAGAUUUCGUCAAGCUCAACUGGAAGAAGGAAAAGUGAAGGAACGAAGACCUUUCCUCGCUUCGGAGUGUACUGAGCUACCCAAAGCUGAGAAAUGGAGACGGCAGAUCAUUGGCGAGAUCUCUAAAAAGGUGGCUCAAAUACAGAAUGCUGGUUUAGGUGAAUUCCGAAUUCGUGACCUGAAUGAUGAAAUUAACAAACUGCUAAGAGAGAAAGGACACUGGGAGGUCCGGAUAAAGGAGCUCGGUGGUCCUGACUAUGGAAAAGUUGGCCCUAAAAUGCUGGAUCAUGAAGGGAAGGAAGUCCCAGGAAAUCGAGGUUACAAGUACUUUGGAGCAGCGAAAGAUUUGCCUGGUGUUAGAGAGCUGUUCGAAAAAGAACCUCUUCCUCCUCCAAGAAAGACACGCGCUGAGCUCAUGAAGGCCAUUGAUUUUGAAUACUACGGUUACCUAGAUGAAGAUGAUGGUGUUAUCGUGCCUUUGGAACAGGAAUAUGAGAAGAAACUCAGAGCUGAAUUAGCGGAAAAGUGGAAAGCAGAGAGAGAGGCCCGGCUGGCAAGAGGAGAAAAGGAAGAGGAGGAAGAAGAGGAGGAAGAGAUCAACAUUUAUGCUGUCACGGAGGAGGAGUCCGAUGAGGAAGGCAGCCAGGAGAAAGGAGGGGAAGAUGGGCAGCAGAAGUUCAUCGCUCACGUCCCAGUGCCGUCACAGCAAGAGAUCGAGGAGGAGCUUGUGCGAAGGAAGAAGAUGGAACUCCUCCGGAAGUAUGCAAGUGCCACACUGCAGGCCCAAAGCGAAGAGGCCAAGAAACUCCUGGGAUAUUAGGCCUGAGCUGGGAUCCUCCUUGGGUCUGGAAUUCUGCUGGGAGUUCUUUACCCCCACUGCCCUUUAGUUAAUUCAUAGGGCUCUGUUCUCUCGGGAGGGCAGAAGGGGAUCAAUUAGAGACCAACAUUUUAAAAAUGCAGUUUUUUCUAAAAAGAAUUAUUUGUAACUCCUCUGGAAUAUUGAGGAGAUACAUCAUCCCUGAGCCCAAGCCCACGUGUCAGUAGGCAGCCAGUGAUGUCCCUGUGGGCUGGCACCGCUCGCGGUUCUCCAAGGCCCUGCUCGGCCUGCCUGACUCCCUCCUGCCCAGGUGGCAGGAAUUUGAGUCUGCCACUCCUGUUGAUGACCAGUUCUAGGAGAGCUAUUUUUAUUAAAGAUUUUUAUAUGAAAGGGGAGCCUCCGUGUCUGCAGCUUGUUUCCA
Messenger RNA from Talpa occidentalis (Iberian mole), 1421 nucleotides. RefSeq names its product ISY1 splicing factor homolog (gene ISY1). The record is from RefSeq and is a predicted model, not a curated record. Lineage: Eukaryota; Metazoa; Chordata; Mammalia; Eulipotyphla; Talpidae. The coding region runs from base 146 to 1003 and encodes 285 amino acids. The transcript is spliced from 11 exons. Gene Ontology annotation, biological process: mRNA 3'-splice site recognition; generation of catalytic spliceosome for second transesterification step. Gene Ontology annotation, cellular component: catalytic step 2 spliceosome; post-mRNA release spliceosomal complex; post-spliceosomal complex.